Trachymyrmex cornetzi is the source of this 1334-nucleotide messenger RNA. RefSeq names its product 5-hydroxytryptamine receptor. The transcript is spliced from 6 exons. Gene Ontology annotation, molecular function: G protein-coupled receptor activity. Bases 16 to 1170 code for a protein of 384 amino acids. The record is from RefSeq and is a predicted model, not a curated record. Gene Ontology annotation, biological process: adenylate cyclase-activating adrenergic receptor signaling pathway; positive regulation of MAPK cascade. Gene Ontology annotation, cellular component: plasma membrane. NCBI's taxonomy places the organism in Eukaryota, Metazoa, Arthropoda, Insecta, Hymenoptera, Formicidae.
UCGAGGGUAAACGUCAUGGCGAAUCAAACAACUGAUUACCAUGAAGACAUUUACCAAUGGAACCGUACAGUAUCGACGGACGAAGGAGAUACGGAGACUGAACAUUACCUGCCCAAUUGGACAGAUCUUAUUCUAGCAGGAUUGUUCACGAUGUUAAUUAUUGUUACAAUAUUUGUGUCUAGCUUGGCUGCUGCGGAUUUGCUAGUCGGUCUAGCGGUUAUGCCACCGGCUGUCCUGUUACAGCUUACAGGAGGGACUUGGGAAUUAGGCGAAAUACUGUGCGAUUUCUGGGUAUCCCUUGAUAUUCUACUCUGCACAGCCAGCAUUCUCUCGUUAUGCGCCAUUUCUAUAGACAGAUAUCUAGCCGUAACUCAGCCGCUGAUAUACAGCCGUCGACGUAGAAGCAAACGUCUGGCUGGGUUGAUGAUCGUCGCGGUAUGGAUUAUGGCCGGUGCAAUAACGAGCCCGCCUUUAUUAGGUUGUUUUCCACGUGCGACGAACCGGGACAUCAAAAAGUGCUCCUACAAUAUGGAUUCCUCCUAUGUAAUAUUCUCGGCGAUGGGCAGCUUCUUCCUACCUAUGUUAGUAAUGCUGUACGUAUACGGCAGAAUUUCAUGCGUAAUAGCAAGCAGACAUAGAAAUCUGGAAAAAACCAAUGAGGGAGAGAAUAUCCGAUCACGUAGUAAAAUCACGAUUGAUCGUGGCAGAAGCAUCAAGACACAACGUACGAAUUAUAUCGAGAGCGAUAUGACAUGCGACAGGCCAUCCGAGGAUACCGAACUAACAAAUAUGUGCAAAAAGUUGAGUACAAUUCGAGGUAAUCAGCAAAGCUGCAUUAACAGGGUCGCUAGGGAGACGAAAACUGCGGGCACUCUGGCGGUGGUUGUAGGUGGUUUCAUCGCAUGCUGGUUGCCGUUUUUCAUUCUGUAUCUGGUAACACCCUUCGUGCCCGUACAACCGCCGGAUGUUCUCAUGCCAGCCUUGACAUGGCUAGGAUGGAUUAAUUCAGCCAUCAAUCCGUUUAUUUACGCUUUCUAUUCGGCAGACUUCAGACUUGCCUUCUGGCGACUAACAUGUAGGAAAUGUUCGAAGAGUAGACUAAACUUGGAUGGCACAAAUCGGAAAUUACCCGCUUCGGUUAACUGGAAGAAAGAUACGUCGAGGACGUGAAGUUCCUCACAAAGUUUCGAACUUGUUCAAUUAUGUGGUGUCCGGUAUUAGAAUGACUGUGAUUGAGUCAAAUUUAUUCGUAAUUGCGGUCUAUUAAUAAUGAAUGACAGGAGAACUAUGUAUGUAUGUUCUUAGUAUGAACUUAUAACCAAUCAAUCAGUUCU